This is a messenger RNA of Ylistrum balloti, 475 nucleotides long. RefSeq lists its product as uncharacterized. The record is from RefSeq and is a predicted model, not a curated record. The transcript is spliced from 8 exons. Lineage: Eukaryota; Metazoa; Mollusca; Bivalvia; Pectinida; Pectinidae. Bases 1 to 426 code for a protein of 141 amino acids.
AUGUUAACAGCAGGAGUUGUUCUUAUGGUUAUAGGAGUACUUACGCUUUUGUCAAACAUUGGACUCGGAAUAUAUAUUCGACGAAAUAGACGACUACCUUUUAUCAAAGGUCAUCGUCAUGAACAAAAGGAAUUCCAGAAUAUACAGCUAUCGGAGCAAGAUGUGACUUCUCAGAGUGAUGAUGGACGAUCUCCAUAUCAACUACUUAAUACAGACGCUAUUGGUAAACCGUCAAUAUACUCUGAAAUCGGACAGCAUGACAAUCAAGGUUACCAAAAUGAAUCAGUCGAAAGCAAUGAUGACGGAAAGUACGAGUCGCUAGAAGGGCGUUCGAAUCCAAACGUAUAUGAAGAGCUUCAAGGUACAACUUCAGGUAACAGAGGUACAUAUGUCAACACCAAAAUCACCAGUGACCAUAAACGUUGAUACUGCAGAAAGAAAUCAAACCAACGUAACAUUUUCGUUAUAUGCGAAU